This is a messenger RNA of Brassica oleracea var. oleracea, 977 nucleotides long. Its product is annotated as pyrrolidone-carboxylate peptidase-like. Gene Ontology annotation, cellular component: cytosol. NCBI's taxonomy places the organism in Eukaryota, Viridiplantae, Streptophyta, Magnoliopsida, Brassicales, Brassicaceae. Gene Ontology annotation, molecular function: pyroglutamyl-peptidase activity. Bases 265 to 912 code for a protein of 215 amino acids. The record is from RefSeq and is a predicted model, not a curated record. Gene Ontology annotation, biological process: proteolysis. The transcript is spliced from 6 exons.
CUUCCCCAACUAAAUAACGCCACGUCAUAAUCCUUCCGUUGUCGCCGAUUGGGUAACGACCACCUCAGACGGUGUCGGAGAAGUUUCAUUUCCCGACGCAAGUGGCAUUCUCGUAGAUAAAUUCGUAAUCGGUGGGCGUUCCAUCGAGGCGUUCGCUUAUAACAAAAGUCCACCGCGAAACACACCAGAAGCUUUGAAGCUCAAUCUUGUACUACCUUUUUGAUUAUCUUCAAUCGAAAUUUCGAGAAGCCUAGGUUGGAGAAGAUGGGUUCUGAAGGACCAAAAGCGAUUACAAUUCACGUGACUGGUUUCAAGAAGUUUCUUGGUGUUUCCGAGAACCCUACCGAGAAAAUAGCCAAUAAUCUAAAGUCUUAUGUGGAGAAACGAGGGUUGCCUUCUGGGCUGAGUCUUGGUAGCUGCACUGUUCUUGAGACUGCUGGGGAAGGUGCAAAGUCUCAGCUUUAUGAGGUUUUGGAGUCUAGUGUUGUUGAUAAGAGCACCAAUGGAACUGUUGUUUGGCUUCAUCUUGGAGUGAACAACGGAUCGGCAAAAUUCGCCAUUGAAAGACAAGCAGUCAACGAAGCUCAUUUCCGUUGCCCUGAUCAAUUAGGCUGGCAACCACAGCGGCUUCCUAUAGUUGCUGAAGAUGGAAACAUUUUAAAGGCGAAAGAGACUUCAUGCUCUACAGAGUCUAUUUUCAAGUCAUUGAAGAGUAAAGGAUUCGAUGUGGUUCUAUCAGACGAUGCUGGACGGUUCGUGUGCAACUAUGUUUACUAUCACUCUCUCAGGUUCGCAGAGCAAAAGGGUCACAAGUCAUUAUUCGUUCACGUUCCUUUGUUCUCCAAGAUCGAUGAAGACACUCAGAUGCAGUUCGUUGUCGCUCUCUUGGAGGCCAUUGCAGCUACUUGCUAGUGUUUUAUAUGUAAGUAUUAUGUAUAUCCUUCUACAAAGCAUUGUAGCUUGUGAUAAAAAAAAAA